AGCGUUUUCGUGUGCCAACUUUGAUCUGUGUGAAAAGUAUGGAAGCAAAUGAUGCGGAAAUGGAGAAAUCCCAAAGUAAUUUUACGCAUCCCAUCAAUAAAAACAAAAAUGAUCCAUGGACACCAUUAGAAUCUAAAGAUUCUGCUUUUCCAACGAUACUCGCUGCUCCUCAAGACCCUCUGAAGAACAUUAUAAGUUCGGAGUCUUACGUCAAAUCAUUAGAGAAAAGACUAAACAAAAUAAAAGGAAAGUCAGCCACAGUGAAACCUAAAGACAUGAUACAAAGUUUACACGAAGCCCGAGAUUUGCAUUCAUCACAGUAUAUUUCAGACAGUACAACAAACACUUACAGUGAAGACUUUACCUCUGAUACUAGUGAGUCAAUGAUAACAUCAAUACAGAGAAAAUUAAAUCCAGAAAGACAAGCUCUGAAUACUCAGGAACUUGUGCCUCUUGUUCAAGAAGAUGUUUUAGCAAGAACCCUAGCAGAACUAGAUGAUACAAAAGAUGUACAAAAAACAUGUAGUGUAGAAAAAACUUGAAAAUUGAAUAAACAAUUAAUAGUAACAUACUUUUGUUUUAAAGGGUCAUGCAAUCAUAGAAAUAUGGAGGCCUGACCCUAAAUACAUAUUGUGAAUGCCACACAGAUAUAAUUCAUAAAUAAGACGGAAAAAAAUCACAAUAUUUUGAUGCAAGUAAACCUGUCAAGAAAAGUAGAAGGGAAGCGAUGUUAAUUUUUUUUUUCCAUACACCAGUGUUUUACUUUUCAAGUAGGGGAUGAGGGAGAGUUAGGGAGAGAAAAUUUAAUACCGAUUUUCUGUUUGUCAGUCUGUCUGUCUGUCUGUCACAAAACUUUAUCUGGAACAAGAACCUUGAAAGAAAACAAAUCACUUUUUAAAAUAUUUGUAUGGUCUAAAUAUUCUUCAGGUUAGAUUUCGUCAAAUAAUUACUUGAAGGAUUAGUAUUUGGCAAAAGUUUCCAUCUUUACAAUAGUUACUUUUGAAUGCUAAAUUGUUGAGCCUUCAUUUCCAAUAUUGCUGGUCAAAAAAAAUGGGAUGAAGCAAUGUACACAAAAAUCAAUGUCUGUGUUAUUGAAACUUUAUUUAUUUGAUUUGUUUUCAUAAGAAUAUAAUCAUAUGGAGGA
Messenger RNA from Mercenaria mercenaria, 1144 nucleotides. RefSeq lists its product as uncharacterized. NCBI's taxonomy places the organism in Eukaryota, Metazoa, Mollusca, Bivalvia, Venerida, Veneridae. Gene Ontology annotation, biological process: cilium organization. The record is from RefSeq and is a predicted model, not a curated record. The transcript is spliced from 2 exons. The coding region runs from base 39 to 542 and encodes 167 amino acids.